AAGGUUAUCUUAAUUAAUAUAUUAGUCCCAAACAAAAAUUCCUAACUCCCCCGUAUAGGCCUGAGCUUUUCUUAUUAAAGCCAACCAUAGCUCAUUCUCACAGUCCAUACAGUUCCAUAAAGAGAUAGGAUGUCUUGGUUUGUAAUAAUAUUCUUUCUCAGCCUUGCAUUUAAUAGCCUUUCGGAGGCUGGCCAUGAGAAGAAUCUUCCAUCUGCCAUUGUUGUUGGCAGUGUCUACUGUGACACAUGUUUCCAGGAGGAUUUCUCAAAGUCCAGCCACUUCAUAUCAGGUGCAUCUGUGGCUGUAGAAUGCAAGUAUGGGACUUCAAAACCAAGUUUUCAUAAAGAAGUGAAAACAGAUCAGCAUGGAGAAUUUAAAGUGCAUUUGCCUUUCUCAGUAAGCAAACAUGUGAAGAAAAUUGAGGGAUGUUCUGUGAAAUUGAUCAGCAGCAGUGAGCCUUAUUGUGCUGUGGCCUCAACAGCAACUUCAUCUUCACUCCAUCUCAAGUCAAGAAAGCAAGGGACUCACAUAUUCUCUGCUGGGUUUUUCACCUUCAAACCAUUAAAGCAGCCAAACCUAUGUAACCAAAAACCAAGCAUUCAAAAUUCCAAGGAAUUGGGUUCCAAUAAACGCUCACUUCCUCCAACUGAUGGUCUAGAUUUUCCACCUCCAAUUCAAGACCCAACAAGCCCAUAUCUCCCCCCUCUUCCUAAACUGCCUGAGCUUCCACCAUUGCCACUACUCCCUCCUCUCCCAAACCUUCCAGGACUUCCAUUUCCACCACCUAAUCAAGGAAAUACUACAAACUCAAAACCUACUACUACUGAAUCCUUAAAGAAAACUCAGUUACAAGAUGAAAAGGAAGCCCACCCAGAUGAUCUCUUUCCACCACUUUUAACACCAGUUUUACCCCCAAUUCAAGACCCAACAAGCCCAUAUCUUCCCCCUCUUCCUAAAUUGCCUGAGCUUCCACCAUUGCCACUACUCCCUCCUCUCCCAAACCUUCCACCAUUGCCACUACUCCCUCCUCUCCCAAACCUUCCAGGACUUCCAUUUCCACCACCUAAUCUAGGAAAGACCACAAACUCAAAACCUACUACUACUGAAUCCUUAAAGAAAACUCAGUUACAAGAUGAAAAGGAAGCCCACCCAGAUAAUCUCUUUCCACCACUUCUUCCGCCACUUUUUCCACCACUUUUACCACCAAAUCCAUUCCAGCCAUCUCCUCUUAUUCCUAACCCUUUCCAGCCACCUCCUCUUAUCCCUAACCCAUUUCAACCUCCACCAGCACCAUUGUUACCUUCCCCACCAGCAGGUCCAGCACCAUUGUUUCCUUUUCCACCAAUACCAGGUUUCACUCCAUCACCACCACCACCAGCUCUGCCAUUCCCUUUCCCUCCAAUAGUUCCUCUCCCACCUAUCCCUCGCAUCCCUGGCAUCCCUCCUGCUCCUUCUUCAAAGCAAAUUAGUUCUCCUUGAUUAAUCAGAAUCUAUCCAGCAUGUACAAUUCUUCAAUAAUAGCUUUCACAUGUUCUUCACUUUGUUUCAUGUAAAUUAUAAUAUAUAUUUGUGGAUUUGCCAGAACAAUGAAGUUGGAUGUUUGUGGAGCAUGUACUGUGUCUACUGUCAGUGAGUAAGGAGAAAUAAAUACUAAAUUGUUGUAUUAUUGUAAUAAAGCUAAGAUUUCUGUCAA
Quercus lobata is the source of this 1693-nucleotide messenger RNA. RefSeq names its product Pollen Ole e 1 allergen and extensin family protein. Lineage: Eukaryota; Viridiplantae; Streptophyta; Magnoliopsida; Fagales; Fagaceae. The record is from RefSeq and is a predicted model, not a curated record. The transcript has 2 exons. The coding region runs from base 130 to 1479 and encodes 449 amino acids.